UUUGAGUACAUGGAGCUGGAUCGGCGACUCUUGCUGGCUCACUGCGCCGCCCACACCCUGUCCGUUAUCGCUGGGCUAUUGGUGGUCGUGCCGCUCGCCCUCAACGGAUCCGCUUUCAAGGGGAGGUGCGCGCUGUUUAGUCAAGGCUUCUGGAGGACGGAGAACCUCACGGUGGGCGAAGGAGAGUCCAAAGCGGUCACUCAUCUGGUGGUGCAACAAUGGGGUCCACUGGCCGCCUGCCAGUUCGCCACAUUUGUCGGUGUGUUUACGGUGCUGUACGGCGCAGUUCAGGGCUGGAGGAGCCUGUUCUACCUCUCUCGACGGCACGACGACACGCUGUUUUCUGCCUUCCUCACACUGCUGCUGAGUCUAUGUGUGCUGUUCCUCUCCGGUGGGGCCAGUGUCACCCUCACCCUGGGUCUGGUGUCCUGGUGCAACACUGUUACAGAUCAUAACACCAGACCCUACAGUUGUGCUGAGUCACAGUCUGUUCCUCUAUAUCUGGACGUUGAGACAUCUUCGUUCUACUCUGAGCUCAAUUGUGCGCAGAUCUCUCUGUGGUGUGUAACAACUCUAUGGUUGGCUCACUCUAUUUUGUCCUUCAUGAGGCUCUACCAUUCCCACAGUCAGCAGAUCAGCAGACCCUGUUUAUCCAGGGAGAAGGAACUCCUCCUGGGGCAAACCCAAGCAGUGUCUUGUCCCAUUCAUCAUCCACAUCCACACUCGCACCCUUCACACACUCCCAGUGUUUUUAUUUAGUCAUACAGUAUUCAUAGAAGUUGCACUUUGAGGUUGAUCUAAGGUCAGUUUUAUUGAUUGGAAAGAACGAACAAGAAGAUUGGUCCAAGAUUAGCGUAGAAGG
Messenger RNA from Rhinichthys klamathensis goyatoka, 862 nucleotides. RefSeq names its product Transmembrane protein 179-like. The record is from RefSeq and is a predicted model, not a curated record. Bases 10 to 759 code for a protein of 249 amino acids. NCBI's taxonomy places the organism in Eukaryota, Metazoa, Chordata, Actinopteri, Cypriniformes, Leuciscidae. The transcript is spliced from 4 exons.